This is a messenger RNA of Mirounga angustirostris (Northern elephant seal), 774 nucleotides long. Its product is annotated as protein BEX1-like. The transcript has a single exon. Gene Ontology annotation, biological process: signal transduction. Lineage: Eukaryota; Metazoa; Chordata; Mammalia; Carnivora; Phocidae. The coding region runs from base 43 to 450 and encodes 135 amino acids. Gene Ontology annotation, molecular function: signaling receptor binding. The record is from RefSeq and is a predicted model, not a curated record. Gene Ontology annotation, cellular component: nucleus; cytoplasm.
GCACUCUUCGGCGAGAAUCGGGAGGAGGAGGAGACUGCAAGGAUGGGCCCAGGAGCAAUGGCGUCCAAAGAGGAACAAGCAGUAAAAAAUCUCAACGUGGAGAACGCCAAACAGGAAAAUGAAAAAAGGGAUGAAAAGGAGCAAGUUGCUAAUAAAGGAGAGCCCUUGGCCCUCCCUUUGGAAGCUGGUGAAUAUUGUGUGCCUCGAGUAAAUCGUAGGCGGUUCCAUGUUAGGCAGCCCAUCCUGCAGUAUAGGUGGGACAUGAUUCAGAGACUUGGAGAACCACAGGCAAGGAUGAGAGAGGAGAAUAUGGAAAGGAUUGGGGACGAGAUGGGACAGCUGAUGGAAAAGCUGAGGGAAAAGCAAUUCAGUCAUAGUCUGCGGGCAAUUAGCACUGACCCUCCUCACCAUGACCAUCAUGAUGAGUUUGCCUUAUGCCUUGAGUCUUGAUGUUUUCCCUGAAGUUAAUAGGAAGACACACCUGCUUCCUAAACUUAAUGUUCUCAGUGUACAUUUGUUGUAAACCUUUUGGUGUUACAUGUCUCUUGUGGGUCUCCUAUGACCAGCUUCUAAUUGAAUGUUGAAUUUUGACCCAAAAUGUAAGAUUCUGUCAGCAGGGGAGUUUCACCCUAUUGCAUGGCAAGAUGUUCAUUAUAUAUUGUGACGUUAAUAAAGCAGUUUAAAAGACAAAAAAACAAAACAACAACAACAACAGAAAACUGGUAUUACUCCCGGAAAACUAGAGCGUAUGAUCACUCUAGGUACAGCUUAUUU